UCAAAACAAAGUUUCAUGUUAAUUGCUUAUUAGACCAAAAAGUUAUAAAUUAUGAUGUAACUCUGAAACUCGUGACUUUCUCCACUAUGGUGACUUGUUACUAAAUCAUGGCCUUUGAGACUGAUGCCUUGUUGAUUUUUAAGUAAUAAAUCGUGAUAAUCGUGAUCGUCCCAUCUCUCUGGAUUAAUAAGGCGCCGACAGAAUAACGAUAACGAUAACUGGUGCCUCUGUGAGGCUGACUUAUGGAAGAAAGGUCGGAAGAAAUGCCAGCAGCCGCCCCAGCCAACGUGAGGACAGUAUCAUUCUUACCCUGAAAGGAAGGGUUAUUGGAACUUAAAUAAAGCUAAAAGGAAGCUUAAGGAUAUUACUGGAUCGACAUCCUAUUGAAGUUCCGUAGGACAUUCAUCCCUGCGUGAUUGAGGUGAGGACUGGGGAACGCGAGAUGGGUCAAAAUAUCUCAAAAGAACAAAGAGAUGUUUAUACUAAGCUAAAGACUUUAAUAAAGUUGCAUUCCAGGUCAGUUCCUAAGCAGGAACUUAAAGAUUUAUUGCUUUGGGUUUUAAAAAACUACCCUCACAGUGAGCUGAUAACACCACUCCGUAAAUCUCUCUGGGACUCUGUGGGAAUGCAGCUUUUUGACCUUGCUACUAAAAGGGAUAAGGUUGCAGCGAGUCUUUUACCUACAUGCAGAGUCCUAAUAGAGAUAUUUAAUGAGCCUUCUACUUGUGCCUCUAUCACUGGAAUUUUAACUACGCAACAAGUACCCGUAGAGUCGCUCCCUUCGGCCGUUUGUAAUAUUGCACCCAAGAGAGGGGGGGAGGUCUGCCCACAAGCAGGAGUGCGGGAGUCCCCGGAAGCUGCUCCGGAUGUGACAGAGAAAAACAUGGAUGCUAUGAAAUCAAACCCGGAAAAUCUUAAUUUGAGGGCAGAUAUGCAAAUUCAGGAUGAAUGUUCUACAUCAGAAGAUGAAUUUGAUUUAGACUUUCAAGAGAUAAAUCGUCUUUCUCCUGCCAAAAUAUGGAAUUCCUCUUCUUCUCACAAAGAAAGGAAUUCUGGAGAGAAGCCUGCUCUGACAGACUGGAACAAUAUAUGUUAUAAACUAAUUAAGGAGGGUGAUCUCGCUGUAGCUCGUAAAUCAUUUUUAGGACUGCCGAUGAGAUAUGGGAGAGCAGGUGAGAACCCAAGGUGGAAAGCUAUCUCACAUGAUGACAUUAAGGAUUUAAGGAAGGCAGUAAAGGACUGUGGCUUAGGUUCUCCCUAUUUCAAGCUAUUGUUAAAGGGGUUUUUCAAUCAUUUGGAUUUAACACCUUUUGACUGUAGAAAUAUUUCCUCAAUGAUUCUGACUGAUUCACAGUAUUUGUUGUGGGACUGGGGAUGGCGCAGACUUCUCGGAAAAUUGAUAGAGAAAUAUGCAGGAGGUCCCAAUGCAGCUCUGAUGCUUGCACACCUGGCAGGGGACCCACUUCAUGACAGGCCAGAAGAUCAAGUAGACCUGGCAAGACCGGUCCUUGCUGAUAUCAAAGAGGCAGCCAGAAAGGCACUCCUGAAGGUUAAACCUGUGGGUAGUCCACAAGGUGCCUAUACAAAAAUAAAGCAAGGUCCAACUGAGUCUUUCUCUUCUUUUAUAGAUAGAUUGACUCAGGCUUUAGAACACCAGUGUGGCGAUGAUGUGGCACACCCAAUAUUAUUACAGAAUUUUGCUUACACAAAUGCCAAUGAAGAAUGUCAGCGAACUAUUAGAGCCCUGCCAGGGUUACAGCCAAGCCUUUCAGACAUGAUCGAAGCUUGCAGUAAAAUUGGUACUGCACAACAUAUAGCCAUGGUCCAAGCUGAUAUAUUAGGAGAAAGGCUUGAAAGAGCUAUUACCGCUCAAGCUGAAGUGCUGGAUAAAACACUCACAAAAGCACUUAAUGAUUUUACUAUGAGCAAUUUCAGAGCAGUACUACAAGCUGAUACAGAUGAAAGAACAUGUUUUCGGUGUGGUAAGCCUGGACAUGUAAGAAACUGGACAUAAGAAACUGUCUAGAGCCUAAAGAGACUACAAGAGCACCAGUUCGCUGUCCCAGAUGUAAAAAGGGAAGACACUAUGCAAACAGGUGUCACUCUAGAUAUGAUAUAGAUGGGAAUCUUUUGCCAGGAAAUGGAUUUGCGAGUUUACAGCACUGCUGCAUGAAGAAACAAAUAGCAGCAGUUCCACAGUCAAGGCUCGAACUCGCUGGAGACCAAAGCCACAUGAGCAGAAUUGUCAGAUACCUCCCAAGCGACCCUGACCUUCUGCCUCCCGGAGCAUUCUGUACCUUGGCAGCUUCCAAAUUGAUAUGUUUUGUGCAUGGUUUUCAAUAUUCAAUACCUACAGGAGUUACUGGGACAUCUGAAGAGAGGCAGGACUUUUUAAUUAUGGGCAAAGAUGCAUGUCGUAUUAUAGGCCUCGUAGUUUAUCCAACAAUUAUUUCAGCAAAUUGUCAUGAAGAGCUUACAAUUUUAGCUCAAGCUUUACAACCUCCUCUAGUUGUUCCUGCAGGAACACCACUAGCCACAGCCAUUGCAGUGCCUACCACAGCUACACUCAGAGCAAUAGAGAUGGAAGGUCAGCAACCUCUUACAGAAGGCUCAGACCUGACACCAGAGAUUCUUUGGACAGAACAUAUUGGACAUAACAGACCAACACUGACUUGCAGUUUAAUGCAUAAUAACAAAACAGUUAUGGCUAAAGGUCUGAUGGAUAUAGGAGCAGAUGUUACUAUUAUUUCCGAUUUGUUUUGGCCAAAGGACUGGAAGUUGGUGACUCCCCUGGGUACCCUUACAGGUAUAGGGGGUGCUACUCUAUGCUUACAAAGUUAAUCUGUGAUUACAGUCAAAGGACCUGAAAGAAAAACAGCAGUUAUUCAUCCUUUUGUUGUAAGAAAGCCCAUUACAGUCUGGGGGAGAGACUUGUUAACUCAAUGGGGAGUAAAGCUGGAAGUGGAUUUUUAGUGGGGGCCACGCAGGCACUCGUCACUCCUAAAUUGUAAUGGAAAACCAAUAGAGUGACCUGGGAGAAUCAAUGGCCCCUAGAAGAAAAGAAACUGAGUGCCUGCAGAAAAUUAAUACAGGAACAAUUGCAGAAAGGUCAUAUUAGAGAAACAACCAGUCCCUGGAAUUCACCAGUGUUUGUUAUGCACAAAAAGGCUUCUGAUUCCUGGAGGCUGCUUCAUGAUCUCAGAAAGAUUAAUGAAGUGAUUGAAGAUAUGGGACCUCUCCAGCCUGGACUUCCUUCUCUUUCUAUGAUCCCAAAAGAUUGGCCUUUAGUUAUCAUUGAUUUAAAAGACUUUUUUUCAAUAUGCCACUUCACCCAGACGACGCCCCACGUUUUGCAUUUUCUGUCCCAAGUAUUAAUAGACAAGAGCCCUUAUUAAGGUAUCAUUGGGUUGUUCUUCUUUAGGGAAUGAAAAAUUCACCUACUAUAUUUAAAUGGUUUGUGGCAAAAGCUUUAUCUCCAGCUAGACAAAAAUAUCCUCAAGCAAAGAUUUUACACUAUGUGGACGAUCUGUUAAUUUCAGCACCAACACAAAAAGAGAUGAAGUAAGCUUGUGACAGUGUUGUUACAGAGAUUAAAAAUGCUGGACUUGAAAUUUCCACAUCAAAAAUACAGGAAACUUCACCAUGGAGAUAUUUGGGAUGGAAAAUGACAGAGCAAGCAAUUAUGCUGCAGAAAAUACAGCUUUGAACUAAAAUUAAUACCUUGCAGGAUUUGCAACAGCUUUUGGGAGAAAUAAAUUGGAUCAGAUCUAUGUUAGGGAUCACCAACGAUGAACCUGCUCCAGUUUUUGACUUGCUAAGAGGAGACUCUGAUAUCACAUCUCCCAGAACUCUUACUCCUGAGCCUCAAAAAGCUCUUGACAGAGUAGCAGAAGCAUUUCAGAAAAGACAAGUACAUCGUUAUAUUGCUUCACAACCAUUUUUUCUUGCAGUAUUAGAAGAAAAAAUGCAGUUGUAUGGUCUUAUAUUUCAAUGGGAUGCCUCUGACAAAGAUGCUUUGCUAAUAAUAGAAUGGGUCUUUUUACCUUACAGGUCUCCAAAAACAAUGUUCACGACAAUGGAGAUGUUAGCACAAAUUAUAAUCAGAGGUAGAGCAAGGCUGUUAACAUGACAGGCAAAGAUUUUGCAAUAAUUUAUCUACCUUUGAAGAAAAAGUAUUUUGAUUGGGCAUUACAAAAAUCAGAAGAUCUGCAAAUUGCAUUGUUGAAUUAUUCAGGCACCUGUUCUAUUUAUUUGCCUAGCCAUAAGUUAUUACAGACAAAGUUAAACUUCAGAGACAAACCUCUGUUAAGUGAAGUGCUGUUAUGCUGUUAUGUGCUUUAAAUGCUGUUAUGCUAUUUACUGAUGGCUCAGGGAAGACACAUUGUUCUGUGACAGUAUGACAGGACCCAGAAACUAAAGCAUGGAAAUGAGAUACCCAAACAACAGAAAGUUCAGCACAAGUGGUUGAGCUUGCAGCAGUAGAGCAUUUCAGCUUUUUCAGGAACCUUUUGAUUACAGACUCUGCUUAUGUUGCUAAUACAGUUAAAAGAAUAGAAGGGUCGGUUUUGAAAGAUGUUAGUAAUGAUGCUCUGUGUCAUUAUCUUACAUGUCUUUAUACAAUUACACAAAGUAGAACUAAUCAAUAUUAUGUCUCUCAUAUUAGCUCACUCAUCGCUUCCAGGAUUUCUGGCAGAAGGCAACUCCAGAGCUGAAAAAUUAACAGUAGCCAUAGUAAACACCCUACCAAGUAUUUUUGAACAGGCGAAAUAGAUUCAUGCCUUUUUUUCAUCAGAAUGCAUAAGCACUUAUGUGAGUGUUUCAUCUUUCUAGAGAUAAGGCUAGAGCAAUUGUAAAUACCUGCCCAGAUUGUCAACUGGUGCAACCCCCUGUUUCCACAGGAGUGGUGAAUCCUUGAGGAGUGCAGAGCUUGCAGUUGUGGCAAACAGAUACCCAUCUUUUGGAAAAUAUAAAAAUAUCCAUCUAUCAGUGGAUACAUUUUCCCAUGUAGUUUUUGCUUCUGUACACACAGGAGAAACAGCUAGUCAUGCAUGUCAGCAUUUUUUGCAGCCUUUUGCUUCUCUAGGAGUACCUCAAGAAAUAAAAACAGAUACUGGUCCUGCUUAUACAGCUCAAAAAGUAGACACAUUUUUAAUGAAUUGGGGUGUUUGCCAUACUUUUGGUAUUCCAUAUCCUCCCACAAGUCAGGCAAUUGUUGAAAGGACACAUCAUUCUUUAAAAUGUAUUUUAGAUCAGAAAAAAGGAGAUACAGCACAGGCAAUACCACAGAUGUGAUUGAGUAAAGCCUUGUAUGUUUAUAAUUUUUUGAAUAGUUCUUCUGCAGAGCCAGAUCCUUCAAUAUUUAGGCAUUUUUCUAAUUGCACACAUGCAAAAUUAAAGGAAAAUCCUUUAGUUCUGAUUAGAAGUCCAGAAACAGGACAAAUUGAAGGUCCAUUUCCUCUAAUAACCUGGGGCAAAGGGUUUGCUUGUGUUUCUACAGGUACGGGACCCAGGUGGCUUCCUGCGAAGAACGUGAAGCCAUACCACGCGCAGAAACACAUUGACAAUUCCACAAGGAAAGAAGAAAGCACACAGACGUGAACUACACCGAGACUACAACUCAUACCUGCAAUCUCUUGUUUUUAUUGUUAAAACUGUGAACUUUGGGGUUUAUAUCAAUAUAAAGAGUGUGAAAAAAGAGAAUAUCGUAAAGCUCUUUUGGCAAAUAAUCCUCACUUUCUUGCUUUAAAGAAGGCAUGAAGUACCUUUGUGCCUCAUCAUUAGGUGAUGUUUGAACAAGAUUGAAAAAUAUAAAAGAAUAUUCUUAGAAAUUCGUUUAAAAAUUAAAAUUUAAGAAAAUAAUCUUUUGCCAAAAGAUAGCUUUAAAGAAGCAUGAAGUUUAGUCAGAAGUUAAGUUUGUUCUUUGCUUUGUUUGUUUGGUCUGCUUUUAGUCAUACAGCUUUGUCAGUUAGUCAACCUAAAACCAGUGUUUGGGUGACUUUAGCUAAUGUUUCAGGUUUAGAUACUCUGUUUUUGUCUAUUACAACUCCAGAAAAUCCAUUUUCAACUUGCUUAGUCAGUGUACCAGUAGAAAAUUGGCCAAUACCAAAAAGAGUUGAUAAAGCUGUAUGAGGCACCUUCGCUGAGUCACAGGUGUGGGAACACUAUACUCCAGCAAACACAUGGGAAUGGUGGAUGCCCUAUCUUCCUAAAGCCUCUGAUGAACCUCAAGAAUUAGAACUCCUUGGUUCUGUAAAAGUAAAAUUCUGUGUCAAAUUCAGUUCUACAGAGAACAAUCAGUCAGUAGUGAGAGAUGUCUCUCCACAUCACCCUGUGUAUAAGAAUCACACCUUUUGGUGUAAUGAUACUUCUGCAUUUCCAUCUACAUUUAGUUCUGUUCUCUUCAAUUACCACAAGGAAUAUUUUUUGUUUGUGGAGACAGAGCAUGGCCUGCUAUCCCUUCGAACAUCAAAGGUGGUCCAUGUACUUUAGGGAAGCUUACAUUGUUAACUCCUAUUAUGAAGACAAUUGCCAGCAUGAGACACAGAGGAAAAAGAUUUUUUACCCAUCAGUACGGACCAGAAUGUAAAGAUGAUUUCAAUCCACGGAGUUUUUUGCAGCAUCUCUUCUUUUGCCACCACUUGCUUCAGCAGUUGCAUUAAAGCAGUUAGAUCAGUUGGGAUGUUGGCUGAGUAAACAAUCUAAUGCUACGUCCCUUGUGUUGAGUGGCCUUUUAGCAGAUGUUCAAGGUGUGAGGCAUGCAACCUUGCAAAAUAGAGCAGCCAUUGAUUUUCUUUUGUUAGCCCAUGGACAUGGAUGUGAGGACUUUGAAGGGAAGUGUUGUAUGAAUCUGUCUGAUAAUUCAGAGUCUAUUCAUAAAAGCAUACAACAACUUAAAGAGGGUGUAUCAAAAAUAAGAGUUGAUGAUGGAACUUGGAUGGAUGAUUUGUUUAGUGGAUGGGGUUUAACACCAUGGUUAAAGAAAUGUCUUACAACAGGUCUUUACAUUUUAGUAAUAUAAUAGUAGUACUAAUAAUGGUGCCCUGUUUGUUCCAAUGUGUACAAUGGAUGAUUGAUCAAUCUAUUAAUGGAGUUGUUUUAGUGCAGAAAGGAGGGGGAGAUUUGGAAAACAGAAAAGCAGAGACUUCUACAAGCAUUAGUAAAUUUGAUUUACAGCCCUGGAAAGAACUUGGCUUGAUGUGGUGGCAAAGCUGUGCAGGCUUUAAGCAGAACAAUCAUAAACCUGUGUUUCUAUAGUUAUAAGUAAGAAAAUGUAUUGGGUGAUAUGGUGAAGGGUUUUUAAGUAUAGUAAUGUGAUUUUAUAGUUUAAGUUAAGAAUUUAGAUGUUAUAAUAGAAGUAUACAUGUGUACAUGAGCUAAUAAGUCAUUGGUUGUGGAACAGACGCAAUGCAAUAAAAAGCAGUGAAGGUGAUAAGUUAUUGUGUUGGUUAUAAAGUCAAAACAAAGUUUCAUGUUAAUUGCUUAUUAGACCAAAAAGUUAUAAAUUAUGAUGUAACUCUGAAACUCGUGACUUUCUCCACUAUGGUGACUUGUUACUAAAUCAUGGCCUUUGAGACUGUUGCCUUGUUGAUUUUUAAGUAAUAAAUUGUGAUAAUCGUGAUCGUCCCAUCUCUCUGGAUUAAUAAGGCAUCGACAGAAUAACGAAAACAACAGCUCAGGGGGAUCUUGUCUAUGUGCACAGAUAUCUGAUGGUAGGCAGUAAGGAAGAGGGAGAUUCUUCCCAGUGAUGUGCAGUGAGACCACAAAAGGCAAAAGGUACAACCUGAAAUACAGGAAAUUCUAUCUAGUCAUAAGAGGAAAAAAAAACAAACCA
Messenger RNA from Corvus hawaiiensis (hawaiian crow), 7831 nucleotides. RefSeq names its product endogenous retrovirus group K member 6 Gag polyprotein-like. The transcript is spliced from 2 exons. The coding region runs from base 443 to 2014 and encodes 523 amino acids. Gene Ontology annotation, biological process: viral process. The record is from RefSeq and is a predicted model, not a curated record. NCBI's taxonomy places the organism in Eukaryota, Metazoa, Chordata, Aves, Passeriformes, Corvidae.